AUGCCUGAGUCCGUGGAGCGUGAAGGACAUGAACAUCCGCUAACGUUGCUUUACUGUUCUCUUUAUACAAAUGAAGAGGUAAAGACAAAGAGAGAAAGAGGAAAGGCGAGUACAAGUGGGAAUAAAAGAGGAGGAAGAGGCUCAGCUGCUUCGGAGUUAGCUGCAAUGUUGGAAGCUCAAAGGGAGAUGGAGAGGAUGCAGAUUGAGUUACAUAUGGAGAUGCAGAGAGCUAAGAUUGCAAAGAAAGCGAGAAAAGCUUGUCUCAAGUUGAUCUAA
Molecule: messenger RNA, 276 nt
Organism: Eruca vesicaria subsp. sativa (arugula)
Lineage: Eukaryota; Viridiplantae; Streptophyta; Magnoliopsida; Brassicales; Brassicaceae
Source: the annotation of a GenBank genome assembly